AUGAAGAGCUGGGAGAGAUUUAGCCACAACGAAAGGCGUACGUGGAUACCAACACCGCCGAACCCAGGCCAAUAUGCUCCUCCUCCUUUCCCUCCUGGAGCUGAAGCUCAUCAUCCUCCAGGAAUGACUUCAUUUCAGACCUCGUACUUUGAUCGCCCUCCUCCACCACCUCAAGCUCCUAAUCCCCCAUACGGGCAAUCACACGGACAAUCAUAUCGACAACCGCAUGGACAGCCACAUGGGCAACCAUAUCUAUAUCCAUAUAUGACAGCAUACGGACCAGCCUAUGCUCCGGCAUAUGGCCCACCACGUCCUCCUCGACCUACUCCCGGCUUUGUGCCGACAAGUGGUGGCUAUAUCCCGACACCCAACAACCCCGUACCUAAUCCACCUCCUUACUACGGCCACGGCUAUUACCACGUCAAUCCGUCCGCUGGACACACUCAGUAUCCAGGACAUCCUCAAUAUCAACCACCACAGCAACCACACCAAAGCUACGCUCAAUACGGGCCACCACCACCACCACCCCCAGGCUACACCCACCACCAAACACACCAAGAACAAGAGCGAACCCCCCCAUACCCCCCUUACACCCGUCCCACAUCGCGCCAAACCCUCCGCCCCUUCCCACACCUCCCCCACUGGCCACCAAACGAGAUCCCCAUCUCCGCACGCACAAACACGCACCCGCCCUCCGCGCCUCUAAACCCAGAUCCAAUCCCCCUCAUGCUGCGUCCAGAAACCAUGACCUUCCACAGCGAGCCGGAGCUGCGUAUACGUCUAACCUCGGUCUUCAGACCCAUGGUCGGCGUUUUAGGGAGACAGGUGCAAGAACGCCUAGGGCUCGCCGAGCAGCCGCAUGUGAAGUUCGAUUUAUACCCCGUGCAAGUGGACGAGCAAGGGCGUUCCCCCGCGAUCCGCUGGCGGACGCUGUCGCGCGCGCCUGUGUACUGCGUCACGCUGCCUCACGCGGGGGUUAGUGAGGAGAGGUUACAGGAGGUUAGCGAUGCGCUGAAGGAGAUUCUAGCGGACUAUCCGAACGCGUGGUACCGGCAGGCCGGGUACGUGUUCCGAAUCUCGCGCUCCGCGGUUCUAGGGGAGGGGGAAGUGAGGAAGAGGUUUUGGGUCCCGCCGAUGUGCGUUUAUAAGUUUUUUCGGAGCGAGGGGGUGUAUCGCGCUCUGUUUAUUGAGGUCUCGGAGGAGGCGGUCGAGGAGGUGGAUGGGUUUCAUGAUUAUGGCGAUACGAGUGAGGAUGAUCAGGCGGCGCUUGUGGAUGAGAUGUGGGCGGAUGUUAGGAGGAGGAAUGCGUAUGGGCCUUGGGUUGCUAAUCCUGAGUAUUUAUAG
Messenger RNA from Annulohypoxylon maeteangense, 1344 nucleotides. RefSeq lists its product as uncharacterized. The transcript has a single exon. The coding region runs from base 1 to 1344 and encodes 447 amino acids. The record is from RefSeq and is a predicted model, not a curated record. NCBI's taxonomy places the organism in Eukaryota, Fungi, Ascomycota, Sordariomycetes, Xylariales, Hypoxylaceae.